Messenger RNA from Odobenus rosmarus divergens (Pacific walrus), 1257 nucleotides. It is a transcript of the gene IL2RA, whose product is annotated as interleukin 2 receptor, alpha. The coding region runs from base 1 to 1257 and encodes 418 amino acids. The transcript has 10 exons. The record is from RefSeq and is a predicted model, not a curated record. NCBI's taxonomy places the organism in Eukaryota, Metazoa, Chordata, Mammalia, Carnivora, Odobenidae. Gene Ontology annotation, biological process: inflammatory response. Gene Ontology annotation, molecular function: interleukin-2 receptor activity; interleukin-2 binding.
AUGUUUGGUACCUGCGCCUUUCGGAGACGUCAACAUCCGGAGUCCCCCGACCCGCGGCCCCGGAAGGAAGUGACUUGCCCCCUCUCCGCUCCCCGGGCCCAGGAGGGGGGGCACAAGGGUGCUGGGCCACAGGCCGCCCGUCCGGACGCCGCCUCGGGCGCCACUUACCCGGCCCGCCCGGCCGACUCUCCCCAUGGGCCGCGGCGGCGCACCGGGGCCGAGGCGCCGCGGAGAGGGCGGGCUGGGCGUACUCAGCGUAAGCCCGCGACCGCAAGACCUGAACCGGCGCCAACCCCUACGCCGAGUCCGCAGGGCGCGCGGCGGCGCGGGGUCAGGGAGCGCGUGCGGCCGGGAGAGAGGCACGCCUGCGUCUGCGCCGCGGGCCGCUUUGCCGCGGCGACCCCUGCCGGCGGGAGGACCGCACUGCACCUCCCCUCCUCCGGCGUCCUUCUCUCCCGCCAUGAGGGGUCGCAGUGGCCCGAGUUUGUGAAAUUUCAGACUCGGGAGAGCCUAGCAGUGACCCCAGAUGACCUCUGUGAUGAUGACCCGCCAAACCUCAAGCACGCCACAUACAAAGCUCUCGAAUACAAGACGGGCACAAUGUUAAACUGCAGAUGUGAGAGAGGCUUCCGCAGACUAAGCAACUUCAUGCGUUGUGCAGGAAACUCUAGCCACGCUUCCUGGGAAAACAAAUGCCAGUGCAUAAGUACAUCCUCCAAGAGCACAGAAGGACAAGUUACUCCUAAACCCAAAGAACAGGAAAUGCAGAGCCAAACGCCGCCCAUGGACCAAGGUAACCUUCCAGGUCACUGCAGGGAGCCUCCUUCCUGGGAGCAUGAAGAUUCAAAGAGAAUCUACCACUUUGUGGUGGGGCAGACGGUUCGCUACCAGUGCGCGCAGGGAUUCAGGGCCCUGCGGAGAGGUUCUGCCGAGAGCGUCUGCAAAACCAUCUCAGGGAAGACCCAGUGGACACAGCCCCAGGUCAAGUGCAUAAGUGAAAGGAAUAACGAUGACGAAGAAGAGCCUCAAGCAAGCACCCAUGCUCCUCCUGGGAGAGACACUUCCUGUCCCUUGGUAACAACAAGUGCUACAGAUUUCCACAAGCACACAGAAGUGGCUACCACCAUGGAGUCAUUCAUAUUCACAACCGAGUAUCAGAUAGCAGUGGCCGGCUGCAUUGUCCUGCUCAUCAGCGUCCUCCUUCUGAGCGGGCUCACCUGGCGGCGGAGAUGGAGGAAGCGUAGAAGAACAAUCUAG